This is a messenger RNA of Nestor notabilis (Kea), 1839 nucleotides long. It is a transcript of the gene SPAG1, whose product is annotated as sperm associated antigen 1. The transcript is spliced from 13 exons. Bases 1 to 1839 code for a protein of 612 amino acids. The record is from RefSeq and is a predicted model, not a curated record. Lineage: Eukaryota; Metazoa; Chordata; Aves; Psittaciformes; Psittacidae. Gene Ontology annotation, cellular component: cytosol. Gene Ontology annotation, molecular function: protein binding. Gene Ontology annotation, biological process: axonemal dynein complex assembly.
AUGGGUGAUGAGUCACUACCAUUUUUUCUGGACCAAGGAACCACUAAAACAUUUCAAAUACCCAUUGGUCACCUGGACUACAAGUUCAUUGAAAAAUGCACAGAUGUUAAACACCUGGAAAAGAUUCUCAGGAUAUUAAGGUCUGGUGAGGAGGGAUGUUAUCCUGAACUUACAUUGUUUUGUGAAAAGCGUAUUGAGCACUUAGAUCCAAGGAGCAGGGCUCUGAGAAAAGAUAAGCCUGCAGCCACAGCUUCUGAUUUCACAGCUGAAGAAUGGGAAACAAUUAAUGGUGAACUGAUGAGCUGGGUAACAGAAAUGAAUGAAGAUGAUAAGAAACCACAAUUCCUGAGAACAGAUAUACUACAUGAAAGACAAGAUGAUUUGCCUCCUAUUCGUUGUUCCGGUUAUUUUCCUGCUAAUCAGAUAAUUGUAAAUCUGCAACUCUACAAACAAUUACACUGCAGCUCAGUAAAUGCUGGAUUGCAAGAAAGAAACAAGAAAAACAUACCACGGGAUUACAGUGAAUGGGACAAGUUCGAUGUGGAAAAGGAGUGUUCUAAAAUUGAUGAAGGCUGCGAAGAAAGUAACUCAAAAGCAAGAUUAUUUAGCAGGCCAAGUCUACCUAUAAUCAAAAAGAAAAUAGACACAACUGGCAUGACAAAGAAAGAGAAGAUUUUUAUUGCUACUCGUGAAAAAGAAAAGGGCAAUGAAGCCUUUGCCAGUGGUGAUUACGUGGAAGCAGUGACAUAUUACACUCGAAGUAUAUCAGUAAUACCCACUGCAGCUGCAUAUAAUAACAAAGCUCAAGCAGAAAUCAAACUGCAGGACUGGGACAGUGCUUUGCAGGACUGUGAGAAGGUACUAGAUAUGGAACCUGGCAACAUAAAAGCUCUGAUGCGUCGUGCCACUGUACACCGUCAGCUGCAGAAUUACCAGGCAGCUAUAGAGGAUCUGAACAGAGUAUUACGUGUUGAACCAGAAAACGCUAUAGCUAAGAAAAAUCUGCUAGAGAUUGAAAAGAAACUGAAAGGUUUAAAACCUGUAUCUAAGACUCAAGGCAAAGGAAAAAGAAUACUUAUUCAAGACAUAGAGAAUUCAGAAAGUGAUGAAGGAAGAGGGGAAAAUACAGAACGUGAAAGAAGCAGUGAAAAUAAAAGAAUCGGCGUGCCAGUCAGAGGAGAGGCGGCUGCGGGAGAGGCUGCAAUGGGCAAUACGCAGAGAAAGUUUCAUAGCAAAGGAGGUGGCAGUAAGGCGGAGGACAGAGAGACACAGAAGCACAAGGAAUCCACUGAGAGCGGAUUAAAAAAAGGCAUAUCAGAGAAAAAUACUCAAAAGCAGUUGUCAGAGUGUGAAGGUGAAGUUAAUGGCUAUUUACACAGUGAUCAAAAAAGUGAAAACCCUGAAGCUGAGGAGGUCUCCGGAUCACUUGAAGCAGGGUCUCAGUCGGCUGGUGGCAAUUCCACUUCACUUCCUCCUGCUGCAGCAAAACUAAAAAGUGAAGGAAACGAGUUAUUUAAGGGUGGACAGUUUGGAGAAGCUGUGUUCAAAUACUCGGAAGCAAUUGAAUAUGUCACUGGUCUAGGAGAACAAAGUCCAGAUGAUUUAAGUAUCUUGUACUCAAACAGAGCAGCAUGUUACCUCAAAGAAGGGAACUGCAGUGACUGCAUUCAGGAUUGUAACAGAGCUCUGGAGCUUCAGCCAUUUUCCCUUAAGCCUCUUCUGCGACGGGCGAUGGCAAAUGAGUGUAUGGAACGAUAUCGACAGGCAUACAUUGAUUAUAAAACAGUCCUACAAAUAGACAGCAGCAUCCAAGCAGCAAAUGAUAGUGCUAAUAGGUAA